CACCAAUAAACAAUAAUCCAUACCGGCGCGUCGCCCGCAAACAGGCUGAGACGAGCAGCUGUCUGCCUGUCUGCCCGGCCUGCCCCCCCAGCACCUAGCGACCGACAUACGUCAAGCACUCCACACACGCCGCCGGCCCUGCAGAUCCAGCGGCCAUCUCUCGAGCACGCGAACGAACGAAGCCCAGCCCAGCCCAGCCCAGCCCAGCCCAGCUUCUCCCAAGCAAGACGCUGCUAGCCGCCGGAGCCAGUGCCUAGCCUAGCAAGCAUUGCACGCACCGCAGUACUCCUCCUCCACCGACUAGCGACUGCUCCGACGAUUCUCUGCCACCUUGCUUCAAUGUCGGCCGCCUCACUGCCCUCCGACUACACCAACGAGAUCAGCGCGCUCAGUCGCGAAAUCCUCAAGAACAACCCCACCGACAUCCUCCAGUUCUGCGCCAACUUCUUCCACCGCCGCCUCGAAUCGCAGCGCCACGAGUUCCUGCUAUCGCAACGACAUUCCAGCCAGCCGGGUGUGGCCGAGAGCACCUUUCCCGGCAGCAACCCCUUCGGUACCACGUCAACUGCACCAGGCCAGACAACAGCUGCGGCCGGCAUGCAUUCCGUCGCGGAAGAGGAAGAACACGACUUCCAGUCACCCACCGCCUCCUCAUUCCCACCCAAUGUUCGUGAAAUCUCUCCCAGCGCCACAUCCAACAGCGUCCCCGGCGGCACAUUUGGCAACUUUGCUUUUGGCAGCAGUCCUGCCUCACGCUCCAACCCUCCACCAAACGUGACGGCUGGCGCCAUGGAGCAACCACAGUCUUUUCCAAACAACUACAACAUGAAUCGCCGCACGUCAGUCUCGGCAGAGUCGCUGGCACCAGCCGCUGCCGAUGACAGCAACUGGAAGGCGCCGAGCUAUCCGAAGACCGACGAACAGCUGGCGCGCCUGAAAGACGCCGUUUCCCACAACUUUUUGUUCUCUCACCUCGACGACGAACAGUCCGCACAGGUGCUUGGCGCCCUCCAGGAGAGGAAAGUGCCCGGGAAAGACGUGCGCGUCAUUGCGCAAGGCGACACUGGCGACUACUUCUACGUUGUAGAGUCCGGUAGCUUCGACAUUUACGUUUCCACCACGGGAAAGGUGGAACCCGGCCCUGAAGGCCUUGGAACGAAAGUGGCAGUGUCUGGUCCCGGCACUUCAUUCGGUGAACUGGCCUUGAUGUACAAUGCACCACGUGCUGCUACCGUUGUGAGCAGCCAGCCAAGCAUUCUUUGGCAGCUCGACCGCGUCACCUUCCGACGUAUUCUCAUGGACUCCGCCUUUCAGCGCCGCCGCAUGUAUGAGUCGUUCCUGGAGGAGGUCAAGCUUUUCUCUUCCCUCACGCCAUAUGAGAGAAGCAAGAUCGCCGAUGCCUUGGAAACCACCAAGUAUCCUGCCAACACCGAGAUCAUCCGCGAGGGCGAUGUCGGAGACCGAUUCUACAUCCUCGAGGCAGGCGAGGCAAUUGCUGUCAAGCGCGGUCGCGAGCGCGAGCCAUUGAAGACAUAUAAGAUUGGCGAUUACUUCGGUGAGCUCGCCCUGCUUGACGACAAGCCACGUGCAGCCAGUGUGAUCAGCUCGACUGAGGUCAAGGUGGCUACACUUGGCAAGGAUGGCUUCCAGAGAUUGCUGGGCCCAGUAGAGAGCAUUAUGCGCCGCGAUGACCCGCGCCGCUUGGAAGAGUCGGCAAGAUGAGCAGACAUCGAAUUGGCAUGAUAACUCUCGACCUUGGAUGGCAUAUGAUACAAUGGCGUGAAUGGUGCUCGUCAAGGCGGUCACGAUUGGAAUGAUAUCCCAUGCAUGAAAUUCGCUGUGUGUGCGGCAGAGGCUUUCUUGCUGCUCGGUCGGCACACGUACCAUGAGGACCGGGCUGGAAUGAAUGAAAUGGCUCCCUGUUCUAUGGUUGAGAAGUGGAGGGCCGAAUUGUGGUGGUGGUGGUGGUGGUGGUUCUCAUUUGUUGACCUACCAAAGAAAGAGAGGCAGACAGAAUAGCUUCGUGAAGCUUCAGAUACAUCUAGCAACAACAUGCAGCUGUAAUGGUG
Pseudocercospora fijiensis CIRAD86 is the source of this 2069-nucleotide messenger RNA. Its product is annotated as camp-dependent protein kinase regulator type II PKA R subunit. NCBI's taxonomy places the organism in Eukaryota, Fungi, Ascomycota, Dothideomycetes, Mycosphaerellales, Mycosphaerellaceae. Bases 340 to 1722 code for a protein of 460 amino acids. Gene Ontology annotation, biological process: regulation of protein phosphorylation. The transcript has a single exon. Gene Ontology annotation, cellular component: cAMP-dependent protein kinase complex; nucleus. Gene Ontology annotation, molecular function: cAMP-dependent protein kinase regulator activity. The record is from RefSeq and is a predicted model, not a curated record.